This is a messenger RNA of Zeugodacus cucurbitae (melon fly), 1229 nucleotides long. RefSeq lists its product as uncharacterized. The coding region runs from base 584 to 1021 and encodes 145 amino acids. NCBI's taxonomy places the organism in Eukaryota, Metazoa, Arthropoda, Insecta, Diptera, Tephritidae. The record is from RefSeq and is a predicted model, not a curated record. The transcript has 2 exons.
CUUGCAAUAAUAAAUAUGCAUUUGUUUAUAGUGCGCGCUCUCGAAAAUACCUUUCAAAUCCAAUUAUUCUAAAAAAUAAUUUUUGAAACUUACGAGUUAGUUUGUAGACAAAAAAAAACUAAAAAUCAAAUUGAUCUUACGAUCGAUACUCACAACUGCUCAAUUAAACAGUUCUCUUGUGCUCACUAAACAACUCUUAACACGCUCUGAGCAGUUCUCUACACACUCCGAGCAGCAAAUACCAUCGAGGCGUGGGUGGUAUCGUGAAAAACUUUCGCUUUCUUUACUCAAAUAUUACCAAUAAACCAGCUGUUAGAGGAAUUCUCUCACACGCCUGCUUAAUCUCUCACUUGCUUACUCGCUCACCAACUUACCAUACAGCGUUCACUGUUGACCUCAUCUCGGCUAUUUGUUAGCCAUGCGACUUUAGUACGUUUCUUUUAUUGUCGGACGUGUGUGCAUUGCGCUCGAGUAAAGAAUUCUUUUUUCUACGAUUUUUUCGCGACUAGUCUAGUUUAUACUAAAUACGACGAAAGUGUGUGUGUGUUCUUUUCUGCAUAUAAUUUAAUAUUAUAACAAUAAUAUGAUGACGGAAUCCAACUCCACGCCAACUACGCCCGCGAUCGAAGACAGCAGCAACACACCUGCCGCGGCGGAUAAAAUCACUAAGCAGCCCUUGACCGAGAAGGAGUUGAGGGAUCUGCAGAUCUAUAAUAAUUUCGCCACACCGCUCGCUGGCACCUACCUCAACUUGCCACAGGAUUCGGUAAUGCUGAAAUGUCCUGCUUGCGGCAUUGUUGAAAUGACACAAGUGGAAAACGAUAUGAAGUGGUGGGCGACGGAGAUCAAUCGUUUCGUCGGCUGUUUGUGGGUCACAUUUUGUUGUUGCUGCUGCAUGGACUACGUUAUACCAUGUAAACAAACGGAUCGUAAUCAUUAUUGUAAGAAUUGCGGUUGCUACUUUGGACGAGCUAUGAAACACUCGGCAAUUAAACCGAAAAAGCUCGUCGCCAAAUCAUGAGGUGGUUGCCACCCACACGCACUCAGUUGGAAAAUACAUACUCGUACAUAUUCCUUUACUGCCAAGGAGGCCGAUAAACGAAAAAAUAAAAAAAAAUAAUAAUAAAAUUAAUAAUGAAUAUAUCUGCUUUCCACUUUUUGUCUGCACGAAAACGAUCGAUAAUACAAAGGAAAUAAAAACAUACACACUUACAUACAUACAUAUAUAG